AUGUUGCCCAUCACGUUACUUAAAAUUGUGCUCUUCACAAUUUCCUUAUCAUUCGUGAAUUCGUACAAAAUUCUCGUUAUUUAUCCGACGGGAUCUUAUAGUCAUCAACGCCCUCAACAAGAAGUAUCAAAAGGACUUGCUGCAGCUGGUCAUGAAGUUACAAUUCUAACUCCGAACCCUUUUGAGACAAAUGACCCGAAAAUUCGUCAAAUUGACAUCAAUGUAACGUAUAAUGCCAUGAAAGUAUUCAGCAUGUCCGAUAGAAUUGGAAGAUAUGGAUUUUUCGAGUUUUUUGGAGUAUACAUUAAAAAUAUAUCUGAAAGUGUCUUUGAGAUUCCUGAAGUAAUGGAAAUUUAUAAAAAGACAAAAAAUGAGAAAUUUGAUGCAAUUGUUAUGGAACCACUUUUUCACUUUCCAUUUUUUGUGAUAAAGGAAAUUUAUGAUGCUCCGAUGAUUGGCUUGGCUUCGCUCGAAAUGAUGCCGGGUUUUCAUAAAGCAAUGGGAAAUGUCAUUCAUCCGGUUUUACAUCCAAGCUUGUUUUUGGAACAAGUAGACAAACCUUCGUUAUGGGAGAGAAUUGACAUGGUAUAUUUCCAAUUUUGGUUGGAUUAUUACGAUAACUAUCUAUUGAGACCCGCAUCUGAUGCGAUUAUUGAGAAAUAUUUCCCUGAAUUAAAAGUCAAAUCAGAUUCGCUCAUUAAAAGUUUUGACUUUAUGAUUGAAGGAAGUACGCCGGUACUUGGAACUGUUCGACCUUUAGUUCCAAAUACAGUUCAAAUAGGAUUCUUGCAUAUCACUGAACCAAAGAAACUUCCUACAGGACUUCAAACGUACUUGGAUGAAUCUGAAAAUGGCGUCAUUUAUUUGAGUUUUGGAUCAAAUGUGAAAAGUGCUCAAUUAAGACCUCAAGUGAGACAAGUGUUGAUAGAAACAAUUAAAAAGUUGAAAUACAAUGUCAUUUGGAAGUUUGAAAAUGAAACACUUGCCGAUAAACCUGACAAUUGUAAAAUUCAAAAAUGGCUUCCUCAGCAAGAUCUUUUGGCGCACAAAAAUAUCAAGUUGUUCAUAACUCAAGGAGGACUUCAAUCUAUGGAAGAAACAAUCUCUCGAGGAGUUCCAGUUGUUGUUAUUCCCUUCUUUGGAGAUCAAGAUGCAAAUGCUGAUAGAAUUGUGAAACUUGGAAUAGGAAGAAGAGUCAAUUUGGAUGAACUAAGUGUGGAAAAACUUGAAGCUAAUAUCUUAGAAGUGAUCAAUAAUCCAAAGUAA
Culicoides brevitarsis is the source of this 1266-nucleotide messenger RNA. Its product is annotated as UDP-glycosyltransferase UGT5-like. Gene Ontology annotation, molecular function: UDP-glycosyltransferase activity. The transcript has a single exon. The coding region runs from base 1 to 1266 and encodes 421 amino acids. The record is from RefSeq and is a predicted model, not a curated record. Lineage: Eukaryota; Metazoa; Arthropoda; Insecta; Diptera; Ceratopogonidae.